This is a messenger RNA of Aethalodelphis obliquidens (Pacific white-sided dolphin), 3764 nucleotides long. RefSeq names its product DMRT like family C2 (gene DMRTC2). The transcript has 7 exons. The record is from RefSeq and is a predicted model, not a curated record. Gene Ontology annotation, cellular component: nucleus. Gene Ontology annotation, molecular function: sequence-specific DNA binding. Gene Ontology annotation, biological process: regulation of DNA-templated transcription. Lineage: Eukaryota; Metazoa; Chordata; Mammalia; Artiodactyla; Delphinidae.
UCUUAGAGGCUCAAAGAGAGAAAAGGAGACAGGGCAGAAUGCAUAGAGAAAAGGGGACACCACAGAGAAUGGGGAGGGAAACCGUGAGAUGGGUCUAGUAGAGAUGCACAGAGAAGGCUACAAUUAGAGAGUGGAGCACCGAGAAUGGGGUGCAAUCUGGGAGGAAGAUGAACACAGACGGUGGAAAAGGCUAAAAAGACAGAAAAACCACAGAAGCGUCUCGGGAAGCGAAGAGGAGGAUGGGAGGGGCAGGGGUCCAGGCUACGAGGGAAUGAGGCACGUGGAGAAAGAGGUUCCGAAAAUCAGCAGGAUGAACAGGCAGAGAGAGAGAGGCUCUCAGAGACGGAAAAUGUCAGAGUUAGGAAAAUCAGCACCAGCGCGGACGAUAAGAGACACAAGGAAUGGGGCUCAGCGUGAGAAGGUGGGACCCAGGAAGGAAACAGGGAUAUCACAGCACAGGGAACAUAAAAGGAGAAAGGUAGAUCGGGAGUUGGGCAGCGGGAGAGAAGUGCGAAAGCACGGGCAUGCACACAGCAAAGAGUAACCGCCCGCGCAGAGUCGAAGACAAACGCUCAAGAGGCGCCGUCCCUGCAGUGCUGGCCGGAGGGCGAGACUGCGCGUGCGCGGGAGGGCGGGCCGGGCAGCCGUUCCUGGGGGGGCAGGGCCAGCCUCGUCCUGGAAGCGUUACUCGACGCCCCAUUGGCCACCUCCCCAAAAAGGGAAAGAACAGUCUGGGAAGGCAAAUCACACAAGGAGGGAGAAGUGUCGCGAGACUCAACUCGACGCUCUAUUGGCUGGCCUGAUAGUCUGGCGCGAGGAGAAGCGGGCCGGAGGUAAAGGGGCGGGCCGUCAGUGAAGGAUCUUGAAGCGCACUGGUCGCUCGCCUCGGCGGCAGAAAGCGCCGCUUGAAGCUCAUUGGUCCUUGUAAGAAGGGGCGGGAAAAGUGGCGCGAGCGAGGCCAUUCCUCACCCCACUGCCCCACCACCUUCUUUCGCCUCAUCCUGAGUCUGACUUCGCUCGAGGCUGUGGUAACCGCGGCUGACGACGCGAACGCGACCCCGCCCCUCCCGUCUCUUCCCCUCCCUGUCUUGCGCUGGACUCCCUGCCCCAGACAACGGUCGCCUCCCCACUAACGGUCCUCGCGGCCCCUUCGCCCAUCCCCCACCGAGGCCCCAGGGCGCGCUCCCCGAGCCCCGAGCCCUCCCUGGGACCCUGGAGCAGGGCGAGGCCGCGGGGACAGCUGCAGAAGGGGGUGCACGCGAGGAACAGAUGCAUGGGGAGGUGUGGCGGGCGCGGUUCGAGGCUGCUUGUUGGGAAUGGGCGAAGGCGCGUAAAGGCCGGGCGCAGCGACGGCGCGGGAUUGCCUUAGUUUGGAAGGCGUGUGGGUGUAAGAGAGGAAUUUGGGCCGUGGGGAGGGGGCUUUGGGCCUCGAUCAGGGCCUGGCACAUGGAAGGGGCUCAGUAAACCUUUGCUGAAGGAAUGAAAAUAAUUCUUGAAAGUAAGGCAAGGGAUCCAUGAGAAAGAUGUAGUUACUGAGGUGCAAGGGAGCGGUCUGAUUAAAAGGGCUGCGGGGGAGAAAUUGAAUUGCAGGGCAUACGUGAGGCUAAGAAUUGAAAGGGGAGCAUAAACGUUAUGUGUGGGAAUUGGAUAAAUGCAGGAGGGAGGAAUGAUAAUUGUUGAAGAGAAUGCCGGGGAAACUGUGGGAAUGGGGUGUUGGUGGAAGGCGGGUGUAAGAACUGCUGCAGAGGGCGUGAGACUGCGCGAGUAUGCCCCAAACUGGGAUUUCUGCCUGGAAAGGAACAUGUGAGCGGAGAAUAAUGUUUGGAUCGAAAGAUACACAAGAAAGGAAAGAGAGAGGUUCUUGGGAAAGAUGAUGCCUGAGGAAAGUGAAGAAGGAGAAAGCCAGGGGAGACUCAAGGGUGACAGCUGAGUCCAGGAGUGGGCGAAAUGGAAAAAUGCUUCAGGCGUGGCCUCCCAGAGGCAAGAGGGCUGGUCAGGAGAGGGCCCACGUGUCCACCCUGACCCCCCACUCCUGCCCCUAGAUACAUGGAACCCAAUGAAAUGCCUGCUGUCCACCACUGCCCCUCAGACUCUGCCACAGGGGGUGAGACUAGAGCCCCCCAGGGCGGGGAGCUCGUCCCCAGGAGAGUUGUCAGUCGCUCUCCAACGUGCGCCCGCUGCCGCAGUCACGGUGUCACUGCCCACCUCAAGGGCCACAAGCGCCUCUGCCUCUUUCAGGCUUGCAAGUGUCACAAAUGUGUCCUCGUCUUGGAGCGCCGAAGAGUCAUGGCUGCCCAGGUGGCCCAGCGUAGGCAGGAGGAGGCGCAGCUGAAGCGGCACCUGGCUCGGGGGCAGAUGAGGAAAGGGGCGGCUCCUCCCAAAGCUCCCGGCAGUGUCAAGAAGGGAGUCACUCAACCAAGGCUCCACCCUGCAAAGGAGAACAUAGCACCCCAGCCUCAGACUCCCCAUAGGGCAGUCCCACUGGCACUGACACCCCCAGAGAAGGAGAACUCCCAGGGGCCUCUGCUGCUCAGCUGUCCCCCAGAAGCCUUGCCUUUGCCCCGGACUCCAGUGCCUCCAGGCCCUUUGGCCACUGGACACUGGCUGCCUCCAGGCCUUUCCGUACCAACCCCAGUGGUGUGCCGCUUGCUAUGCCAAGAACCUGCUGUCCCUCUGCAUCCUUUCCCUGGCUUUGACCGUGGCACUGCCCUCUGGCUGCCCACUCAUGGGCCCCUCCCAGCCUGCUCAGGAUCUCGCCCAAUACUGAUGGCUCCUCUUUCUGGAGAAUCCCAAGGGCCCUCUACCCUGCCCCACACAUGCUCGACUCUGAAACUUCAGCCCUGUGGCACCCCAGACCCACUUCUGCUGCAGCCACAGGUCCUGGGGAAGAACUGGGACCCAGGACCCUGGGAGGAAGUUGAGCUUGGGGAAGGGAAGAGUAGGGGAUAAUGAAGUAACCAGGGGCAGAGGGAGCACCUGGAGGGUGGGCAGAAGUGGGGAUUCCCAGUCUGCUUCUCUCUCUUUCCUUUGCAGGCCCCCAGAGCCUCUCGCCUGGACUGGACCUCUGACCCCUCAGAGUGGCAGCUGCAGUGGGAGGCAGCCGAGGCUCUUAUGGGACUGAAAGAUUCGUUUCAGGCUCCCCGCCUGACCCCUUCUGGUCCUUCCAACCAUGCCUGGAUUUCCCUGCGCCACCCCUGUGGCCCACCAGCUCCUGCUGAAGAAGGAGGAUUCCAGCCUGUUGUCCCCUCUCUCUGACCCAGUCCAGCCCCCUCCGUGGCUCUACAUAUUGGGCAUCUGGGAUCCAUCUCCCUCCUGAGCUAGAAGCCCAGAGGUGGAGGCCUCACUGGGGUAGGGGGGCAACAGCCUGCAGGCAUUGCAUAUUUGGUAUUUUACUUACAGAUUUAUGCAUGGAAUUUAAUGUAGCACAAGCUUCAGGCUUGUUUUAAAGCUUUCAGGUGCUUUGUUAGCUUUUGGCUCCUUUUGUAGCAUGGCCAUUUCCUUGGCUGAAGGGGGAUAUUCUUUUACCUUCCUCGGAUCCUGGGACCUUUUAAAAUCCCCAACAAAGAGAAAGUUGUGCAGUUUAAGUUAACCAGUAUCUAAAUAGAUUUUUGCAUGAGUUCAUGUUCCAGGGUAUUUAUUUGACGUGUGAUUCUGUAUAUACCUGUGCACUCAUGUCUGUCUCCAUGCAUGUGAAAACAGGAGAGAAUUUUCAUUUUGUGUCUAGGUUUGUGUGAGUAAGCAAAAAAUAAACCUGUAUUGUUUUA